CUAUACCUUUCUUGCGCCUCCAUGCCAACCUAAUCGGAAGCUUUCCUCUGUUCUUCUCCUUCUCGUCCUUCUUCGUCUGUCCUCUGCCCUCGGCUCCCAAGUUCCACUAAUCGUGCACUUAACCUGUUCAAGAGCUACGUGGUAUGGCGCUAGUGGAUACGAGAUUUAGGUUUUAGGGCUUUGGGGGUCAUUGCUUAUUUAGAUGGCAAUUAUACCUUUGGGAGGCACUUCAAUACCUUAUUUGGGAGUUCGGCCCCGGUUAGCACUUGGUUAUUCAUCUGGUAGAGCAAAAGCAUGUGGUUUACCUCAUAUGCUGUUGCGCUAUCAAUUCGGCGCCUUGGCCAAGAAAAACUAUUUUGCAUCAACUUUUUCAGAUUUCUUCGCCAAAGUACCUUCUUCUCUAUUUAACAAUGGACUGUUGCAAAAUAAUUGCCAACGAAGAGGUGCCAGGCUUACUGUUAGAGCCGAUGCAGAUUACUACUCUGUACUUGGAGUGUCCAAGAAUGCCUCAAAAUCUGAAAUAAAAAGCGCAUAUCGGAAGUUAGCCAGGAACUAUCAUCCUGAUGUGAACAAAGAACCAAUUGCGGAACAGAAGUUCAAAGAGAUUAGCAAUGCAUAUGAGGUUUUGUCAGAUGAUGAGAAACGAUCUAUUUAUGACAAAUAUGGAGAAGCUGGUCUUAAAGGUGUUGGUGCAGGCAUGGGGGAUUUCAGCAACCCAUUCGAUCUAUUCGAGUCAUUAUUCGAAGGUAUGGGUGGAAUGGGUGGCAUGGGAAGCAGGGCUUCACGCAAUCGUCCUACACAAGGGGACGAUGAGAGCUAUAAUAUCGUCCUGAACUUCAAAGAAGCCAUCUUUGGUGUCGAGAAGGAGAUCGAGAUAACUCGGCUUGAGAGCUGUGGCACCUGCGAUGGAUCAGGAGCGAAACCCGGCACGAAGCCAUCCAAGUGCAUCACUUGUGGCGGUCAAGGCCAGGUCAUCUCUUCCGCAAGGACACCUCUCGGUGUUUUCCAGCAGGUCAUGACUUGUUCCACAUGCAGCGGUACUGGCGAAUCCUCUACCCCAUGCGGUACUUGUGGCGGUGACGGACGCGUGAGAAAGAGCAAGCGAAUCAGUUUGAAAGUUCCGGCCGGAGUUGACUCCGGUAGCCGGCUCAGAGUACGGUCCGAGGGAAAUGCCGGACGAAGGGGCGGUCCGCCCGGCGAUCUUUACGUCUUCAUCGAGGUUCUCUCUGACCCCGUGCUAAAGAGGGAUGGCAACAACAUUCUAUAUACGUGCAAGGUAUCGUACAUCGAUGCCAUUCUUGGAACUACGAUCAAUGUUCCGACAGUCGACGGGACUGUCGAUCUGAAGAUUCCGGCGGGGACUCAGCCAGGAACAACGCUGGUGAUGUCAAAGAAGGGGGUUCCUUAUUUGGGCAAGCCGAACACUCGGGGGGAUGAGUUGGUCCGGGUGCAGGUAGAGAUUCCAAAAAGGUUGAGUGGCGAAGAGAAGAAGCUAAUUGAAGAACUUGCCAGUCUCAGCAAAGCUAAAACUGCAAACAGCAGGAGAUAGUAAGUUUUCAGAGGCCUUUACCAUGGUUAUAUAUUGCUAUUGCAGUUCUUAGCUCUUAGGAUAUAUGAAGAUUAUAUCACAAUUAGUUUUGAAGUCUAUCAAAGGCCGUGCAUGAAAUAUUGAUAGGUAUUUGUUGUAUAAACUAACUUAUUGAGAUUGUAGCUGGUGAUCAAGCGAAGAGUGUAAGUGGAUUUUUUAAUUUUUUA
This is a messenger RNA of Phalaenopsis equestris, 1755 nucleotides long. Its product is annotated as chaperone protein dnaJ A6, chloroplastic-like. Gene Ontology annotation, molecular function: ATP binding; heat shock protein binding. Gene Ontology annotation, cellular component: cytoplasm. The record is from RefSeq and is a predicted model, not a curated record. Gene Ontology annotation, biological process: protein refolding; response to heat. Lineage: Eukaryota; Viridiplantae; Streptophyta; Magnoliopsida; Asparagales; Orchidaceae. The transcript has 8 exons. The coding region runs from base 203 to 1549 and encodes 448 amino acids.